This is a messenger RNA of Aspergillus sclerotioniger CBS 115572, 3762 nucleotides long. RefSeq lists its product as uncharacterized. The transcript has 3 exons. Bases 1 to 3762 code for a protein of 1253 amino acids. Gene Ontology annotation, biological process: intracellular sterol transport. Gene Ontology annotation, cellular component: cortical endoplasmic reticulum; plasma membrane; endoplasmic reticulum-plasma membrane contact site. Lineage: Eukaryota; Fungi; Ascomycota; Eurotiomycetes; Eurotiales; Aspergillaceae. The record is from RefSeq and is a predicted model, not a curated record. Gene Ontology annotation, molecular function: sterol transfer activity; sterol binding.
AUGGAGCAAUCCACGAUUCCCGAACCCCCUCCGGUUCCCGACUCCGAUACCCCCAGCUUUAACAGAAUCAAUCGCACUCAGACUACCCCGGUUGAUUUGGAGACUAUGGGGAGUUCAAGUCGAAGCAAUGGGCGCUCCUCGAUCGACUCAACCUCCGAUAGACCGAAGUCGCAAGCCGGCGAGGCUGAUUCCGCCAAGGCAGGACCCAGCGGAUUCUCAAAGCUUCUGGCCGCUCGACGAAAGAAGAAGAAGGAUAAUAGUCAGAAGCCAUCAGACGAAUCAUCGAGCCAGCUAGAGAUAGAGGGUGAUAGGGAUAUCCCAGAAGGUCGUUCGACGGAGUCGCGGGAUGGUGUUUCGACCACCUCAUCAGUCGCCAACGAGAAUCUGAGUAUUGUAGAUAAUGACGCUGUCAAUCUCCUGACGGAUGACUCUGAACCGGAAAGAACCCCCCCUCUUACCUCCCAGAACUCUCAUGCCGGCUUCUAUACCUCCUCCUCACCUUUGAUAAAGACCACAUCGGCAGAUAGGAAUGACGAGGGCGCUCAAGGCGAUGCAGAGUCUGCCGCCCCCGAACCCCAGCAGGAUACCGAGCUCUCACGGCCGCCUAGCCAGCACGGUUCUACACUGAGUGUGCCAUCAGAGCGCAGUGGGAAGAAACGAGGCAUCUCGCCCGGGCGGCGCUUCAAAAACGCCUUCGGUUCAAAUCCAGACAAGAAGAACUCAAAUCGCGAUCGAGCAGGGUCUACCUCAAGUACGAAAAGUAAUCGUCGGGGUAGCGUAUCGGCAAAGAGAGCCCCCACCAUUGCUGAAGCGCCUCCGCCGUUACCAGCUCCCAUUCGUACUGAUCUCAAGGAGGAUAAGCCUUUUCCCUCUUUAGACAUCCCCGCUCCAAGAACUCCCCCGCACACAUCAAUUCCGCAGCCUCAUACCACUAUAACUCCCCCUACCCCAAACACUGAGUUCCCUAAGCUCUUUUCCUCUCCGGAUGUGACUAGAUCACCAGAUUCCAUUCACUCGAAGGAGUCGGGUCCGUCCGGAAUCAUUGUCAGUCCUUCGGGUAAUAUGAUAUCGCACCGACGGGUGCGGUCCGCCUCUGCUGCAAGUCACAAGCCCAGCAAGCUGUCAAACUCCAUCUCUGCCAUGGGCCCGACAAUUGAAGAACCAAAGGCGAGCGCUAAAUCACCCGGCGCCCCGCAAACCGGAUUCUUUUCUUCGGUCUUUUCCGCUGCGCAGAACGCCGCGUCAACUCUGAGCAGCAGUCUCAACUCUCAGUCGAAAGCGCGCAAUGCUAGCCAAACAGGAGUGGGCGAGUCCGAGAAUCAGCCCGCCAAUGAAGUCACAGCAAACCCCAGUCAGCCAGCCAACAACAGCAGGCCAGACGAGAAGAAGCCAAUGGCUGUGGACACUUUGGGGUCUGGGGACUUGGAUUUCAGUCAUCUGGACAUCGCGAUACCCCCCGGAGGGUCUGUAUCGACACCGGAUGGCGUUGUCAUCACGAAGCCGGAUUUGCCACUAGAGAAGCGCAAAAGCCCAGGGGUAUCCCAACGCGAUGAGGAGGCAGCCAGACUUGAAGAUAGCCGUGCCGCCCGAGCAGUUACCAUGGCCUACGAGAAGCCUUCUGAGACGUCGCUGGUCCCGGAUGAUGGUCUUGACCUACAGUCUAGUACAUCUCUCACAAAGGAAGCUACUGGUGAUCAAACCCCACCCAGCGGUAGUAUACUUGACGGAGAGGUCGGUACCACUCGGCCAUAUAGAAGCGGAAGCGUUCGAAGCCGGCUUGCCCGGCGUCGACACCGGGGGUCCUCAGCGACCACGUCAACGAUUGGUGCAAUUGGCGCGAGUGCUAUAGCCCUUGGUGCCCCGGCUGCCAAUGCCAGCAUGCCCCGAUUAACUGGCUUCGCAGUUGCCAGCAAAAAGCGAAACAGAGACUUUCAUCAGCUGUUCCGUAGUGUGCCGGAAGACGAUUACCUGAUCGAGGAUUACAGUUGUGCUCUACAACGAGAGAUUAUCCUGGCUGGUCGGAUUUAUAUCUCAGAAGGUCACAUUUGCUUCUCCAGUAAUAUCCUGGGGUGGGUAACCACUCUCGUAAUCAGCUUCGAUGAGGUGGUGGCCAUUGAAAAGGAGUCAACUGCGAUGGUAUUUCCGAAUGCGAUAGCCAUUCAAACGCUACAUGCCAGACACACAUUCCGCAGUCUUCUCAGUCGAGAGUCUACUUAUGAUCUCAUGGUCAAUAUCUGGAAGAUUAACCAUCCUUCCCUCAAGAGCUCCGCCAACGGAACCAGGGUCACUGAUGGUACAGGGGAUAAGACCGAGAAGUCUGGAGAGAGCGACGAUGAAAGCGAGGAAGAAGACGAGAUCUACGAUGAGGAUGAGGAGGGUGACAACGCUGAUAGUCUUUUCGAAGCUGCAGGCGCUAGCGUCAAUGGGAGUGACAAGUCAUUACCCACCAAGAGCGUCAGUCGCAAGCCUUCGGGCCAUCUCGCCAGUGCAAAUGCCACUGGGCAGUCGGGGUCCAACUCCAACGGCGAUGCGAAAGGCAGCAAAUCUGGCUCACCAGCUGACAGUGAUUCUGACUUCCCUGGUCCCUCUACUCACCCUCCGACUGAGUACACCGAUCCUGCGGGCCAGUAUGACAGACUGAUCAAGGAUGAUGUGAUCCCAGCGCCUCUUGGAAAAGUCUACUCAUACGUUUUCGGGCCGGCCUCAGGCGAAUUUAUGACGAAGUUUCUCGUCGACAACCAGAAGUCGGGCGAGCUGCAGUUCGAAAGUGGAAACAAGGGCCUCACCAACGAUAGCCGCACGAGAAAUUACUCGUACAUCAAACCGCUCAACGGAUCCAUUGGUCCCAAGCAGACCAAGUGUAUCAGUACCGAAACAUUAGAUUUCCUCGACCUUGAAAAGGCCGUUCUUGUCACGCUGAGCACACAGACGCCUGACGUGCCAAGCGGGAAUGUCUUUUUGACCAAGACAAAAUACCUCUUCACUUGGGCACCGGGAAAUCAAACGCGGUUCCUCAUGACGUGUACCAUCGAGUGGUCCGGAAAGAGUUGGUUGAAGGGUCCUAUUGAAAAGGGUGCGAUGGAUGGUCAGACGACAUUUGGAAGCGAAUUAAUCACUGCUCUGAAAGCUGCCGUUGUCCCUCGUGGCCGCACAGGUGGCGGCAAAACCAAAGGAAAGGGACGUCGCAAGAAGAGCGAAGUUGCCCAGGAAGCAGCUGCAGCUGCAGCCGCCAAGGCAGCGGAAGAGGCACAGGCGCAGCAGGCGAAGUCCUGGGGAAUGUUGGAGCCACUCCACGGAAUCCUUGGCCCUGUUGUGGACAUUGCCAAGCCUUUGCUGGGCGGAAACGUUGCCUUUGCGAUAAUUGGCAUACUGCUCUUCAUCCUCUUCUUCCGAAGACCCUCUUCGUCAUCUAUCGUGUCCCACGACAUCGGGUGCCCUGGUUACUCGCUACCUCAGCGCCUGGCCGCCUACGAGGAGAUGUGGCGCCGGGAGGAAAGCGAGCUCUGGAGCUGGCUGGAAGACAGAGUCGGCAUGGACGGCCUAGCAGUCCCCACAGUCAGUCGGACGAUGGAGUCGCGCACACAACAGUACUCUCGCAAAGUCCAGAGCGAACGAGCGUUGGCCAGCAAAGUCAAUGAAGAGAAAAUGUCUGAUCUCGAGAUGGAUCAUGCCAUCCGCACCACCCGCGAAAGGCUCGACACUCUCGAAAAAAUCCUACUCGAUCGACGAUCCGAUCCGGCAACCGGCCACACCGAGUUGUAA